This is a messenger RNA of Fusarium poae, 1902 nucleotides long. RefSeq lists its product as uncharacterized. Gene Ontology annotation, molecular function: monooxygenase activity; flavin adenine dinucleotide binding. The record is from RefSeq and is a predicted model, not a curated record. Bases 1 to 1902 code for a protein of 633 amino acids. Lineage: Eukaryota; Fungi; Ascomycota; Sordariomycetes; Hypocreales; Nectriaceae. The transcript is spliced from 3 exons.
AUGGCCGAACACCCACAGCGCAACAGGAAGCGAGUCGCUGACCUCGCCUCAGGAUUCCCCCACGUCCCAGCUUUUGACGGUGAGGAAUCCCUCGACAAGUCCCAAAUUGCUUCAGAAUUCAUCAAAGAAUUUUCUUCUGCUGUUACUUGUGCAGACUGGGAUGGAUUCGCCAACCUCUUUGUCGAGGAUGCUUGGUGGAGGGACGCGCUUACUCUCACCUUUGACAAACGUACGAUCCAUGGUCGAUCUGCGAUACAGUCAGCAUGGAAGACUCUGUCAGAGAAUCACAAGCGCAAACCCUCAGAAUUCUCGGACAAUCCAGCGGCAAUUUGGGACAUGACUCCCCAGUAUAUGCGCUUUGGUCCUACACUUGCUUGCUUGGAUUUGCCUUUUGGGUUCUGCACUGAAGAGCCGCGCUCCAAGUGCGUUGGUCAAGCCAAACUCGUCCACGUAGAUGGGAAGUGGCUCAUCUGGAUACUGAGUACAGCCGUCCAAGAACUUAUCAACCAUCCAUUUGAGCAACUGCCUCGCCUGUCCAAGUCUUCAAUUGACAGCUCUCAACGAGGCAAACCAUCUGCUCAGGGCCUACCACAUAUCUCGGGCGUGCUUGACGCUGUCGUCAUUGGAGGAAGUUCUAGCGGCUUGGCCAACACAAUCAUGCUCGACUCUGCUGGUGCUGAUGUCGCUGUGUUUGAUGUAGAGCUUGAAGCGGGUGGGAAUUGGUCGACGUCGCGAUACUCCAGUGUUGUUCUUCAUCACAAUAGAAGCAUGGUUCAAUUGCCCAUGUUUCCCAUCCCGUCUGACGACUACCCGGAAUACAUGGGAGGCAAAGACUUGACGAGAUACAUGUCAUCUGCAGUAGAACAGCUCAAGCUUCCAUUCUUUGGGGGUAUACAAGUCAUCGGGAGUGUCUGGUAUGAAGAUGCUCAGGCUUGGACGAUUGAUCUCAAAGACAUUCAAUCGGGCAACACAACCACGAUCAAAGCCAAGAACCUCGUUCUGUCCAACGGCUUUCUCAUCUCAAAGGCAAACACUUAUAUCCCACCUCUCGAAGGUCAGGAACAGUUCCACGGUCCAGCUCAGCAUACUUCCGAGUAUCGCGACGCGACCCUGUACAAAGACCUUGAUGUAGUUGUCGUCGGGUCCGGAAACUCUGCGCACGACGUGGCCAAAGACCUCGCCCUCAACGGCGCAAAGAGCGUCACCAUGCUACAGCGAAGUCCGACGACACUGUUGGACUUUGACAUGUUUAUUUCUGUCGUUUCGAUGCGUUACCAGGGUCAAAUGCCUGUUGAAGCAGCAGACUUUCAUGAAAACUCUCUACCUCUGGGAGUCAUGCGCGACAUGGCCAGUGGGUUGAUGACAUCCCUCGCUCAAACCAUGGAACCGCGUCAUAAACUCCUCCAGGAAAAGGGCUAUCAGAUAGAGAAGCAGGUUUGUUUGCCCUGUAGAGCAUUUGAGGAACGUGGGAGGUCCAUUUACAUUGAUCAAGAAAGAGUGUUUGACCUGGUCUUGUCAGAUCGCAUUCGGAUUGCCAACGGCGAAGCAAAGGGACUGACAGAGCAGGGACUUGUCGUGUACGACAAAGCUGAAGACAAGUCAAAAACUAUUCCAGCCGGAGGUAUAAUUUUCGCUACAGGCUACAGGAAUGAGGAUUUGCCAAAGAAGUAUGCCGAUGCUGGUUUUAUCGACAAAGAAUCGGCAUCUCAUCUUGAGAAUGUGAGCGUACCGAGCGUUGACGACGAGGGCGAGCCUCCUGGCUACGUGACAUAUUCCGGUCAUCCUCAUCUUUACUUUGCCGGUAUUGGAUUCUGGAUGUGUCGAUGGAUUAGUCGCUAUGUCGCUGUGCAGGUUAUGGCAGAUGUCAAGGGCGCAUUCCCUGAACGCUACGCGCGAGGUUGA